GUGGUUGAGAUGGUUAGGUGGAUAGUGGUAUCCCCAACCCACCAGGGUUCAAAUCCUGGUGUUCGCAUUAUUCCUGGAUUUAUUUUAGGAUUUCCGGCGAUGCACUUUCAGUGGGAGGAGACGUUCCCGUCGACGACAAGGCGCCUAUGAUGGCUUUCGUAAAUCUCGGGGUAGGGUGUACGUGUGUGUUUCAUAGAGAUGAGUGUAUGCGCGUAUAUAUGAGCGCUUGUGUCUGUACUGAUGCUCAAAAAAAAUGUAUCGGUAUGCAUCAAGGGAUCAACCACAUUAAUUGAUACUUUUAGAUACAAAGCAAUAAUUUAUUAGAUAGAUAUAUGGUGUAUAUGACAUGCAUUUAGUUAUCUCCGUCUGUGUAUUCGACCAUGUCCCAGCGCUUCUAUUUAAACGCCCCCGGUUCACGUGUCAGUGCCCCGACUGAUCUGAGUAUCUGACCGCUCUUAAGCUUCCAAACCUCACUGAUAGAUCCAAAGCCAGCACAGCGAAAACCAGCAGCCAUGAGGACCAGCAUCACCCUCGUCAUCGGGGUGGCCGCCAUCAUCUACGCGGUCGCCAUGCCCGCCACGGCGAUGCCCGGCGGGUGGGAACACAUCCGUAACAUCAACGACCCGAAGAUCCAGGGGCUCGGCAAUUGGGCGGUGGGGGAGCACGUGAAGCAGGCGGGCGGCCGGCUCAGGUUCAGCAAGGUGGUGCUGGGCACGGUGCAGGUGGUGUCAGGCUUCAACUACCGGCUCCUCGUCCAGGCGCUGAACGUCGCCGGCAAGAAGGACGCGUACAAGGUGGAGGUGUACGAGGCGGCGGCCAACAAAGGCCGCAAGCUCGUCUCCUUCACCCCGGUCGCCGAAGAGGCGUAGGCCUUUUGGUGCAUUUGUAAUUCUUGAUGGACAUCGCCACAGCUCACAAGCAAUAUUAAUGAGGCAUCAAAAAGUUACAGAUCCAA
Molecule: messenger RNA, 955 nt
Organism: Aegilops tauschii subsp. strangulata
Lineage: Eukaryota; Viridiplantae; Streptophyta; Magnoliopsida; Poales; Poaceae
Product: putative cysteine proteinase inhibitor 7
Molecular function (GO): cysteine-type endopeptidase inhibitor activity
Source: RefSeq, a predicted model, not a curated record